AUGGAAGUCACAGGCAGCACGAGGAGAACCCUGUCCAUCGCUGCAUUCGCCCUCAUGGCGAUGGCUGUGGCGUCGUCCCUGGAGCCGGUGGCGGCGAACAAGGACGGCGACGCGCUGGCGGCGCUGCACAAGGGCCUUGAGGACCCCGACGGCAACCUCAAGAGCUGGGACCCGAGCUUGGUGAACCCGUGCACGUGGUUUUAUGUCACGUGCGACGGCGACAACAGCGUCACCCGUCUGGAUCUUGGGAACCUGAACUUGGCGGGUACUCUGGCGCCCGAGCUGGGACAACUGGAGAAGCUGGUCAGCCUGGACCUGUCGAGCAACAGCAUUUCAGGAGCUAUACCCGCAGCGCUCGGGAACGCCAAGUCCUUGACAUUCCUGCAUUUGGAUCACAAUCGCCUAACGGGGCCGAUCCCAAGGGAGCUUGUUGGGCUGCCCAAUCUUGGAAUUGCAGAUUUCUCCAACAAUGACCUUUGCGGCACGAUCCCGACAGAUGGAGCAUUCCAGAAAAUUCCCGCUAGCAGCUUCGCCAACAACCCGCGGCUGCAUCAGGGGGGCGAGUAUGAACCCAGCUGCUAGAUGGCUGUCUGUCUACUCUGAAUAAUGAUCCAACAGCAGGUAGAGCAAGUGUUCUGAUCCAUGGAUGCAGACCGUGUCACUGUGUCAGGGCAAAAGGCCUUUAAAUGGGCCUAGAUUGUACUACUUGGACAUGAUAUCCAGCACUACUGCUACU
Molecule: messenger RNA, 736 nt
Organism: Sorghum bicolor (sorghum)
Lineage: Eukaryota; Viridiplantae; Streptophyta; Magnoliopsida; Poales; Poaceae
Product: leucine-rich repeat protein 1
Exons: 5
Coding region: 1-582 (193 amino acids)
Molecular function (GO): protein binding
Source: RefSeq, a predicted model, not a curated record